Messenger RNA from Epinephelus lanceolatus (giant grouper), 3920 nucleotides. RefSeq names its product erythrocyte membrane protein band 4.1 like 4B (gene epb41l4b). Gene Ontology annotation, biological process: actomyosin structure organization. Gene Ontology annotation, molecular function: cytoskeletal protein binding. Gene Ontology annotation, cellular component: cytoskeleton. The record is from RefSeq and is a predicted model, not a curated record. Lineage: Eukaryota; Metazoa; Chordata; Actinopteri; Perciformes; Serranidae.
UGUCCAGUUUCACUGGUUGACUUUUACCUGUGAGGUAGACCAGUUUCGCUUCGCCGGUGGCAUUAAGCAACAACAACCACCGGGGUCCGGUCCAGAGGUGGUAAGGCUUUCCUCCUCCCUCCCCAGCCCCGUGUGACUCCCAUUGCGGAGCGUCGGACGGGAUUUCUCCGGGAAUUCAGAGUCGGUGCGCAACAGCGAGCGAAGCAGGAGGCAGGUGCACGGGAGAGGACAGGACAGGGGGAGGAGGAGGGCUGCUUGUAUUUCCGUGAGGGAGUCCUGUCGUUCACACCGGGCCCAAUGAUUGGAAAUCAACUGGUUGGCGCCUCGGUGGUCGAUGUGUGUUAGUUUCAUUAGUAUGCGGCUGGAGUCCCCCCGCUGCUGCCGACAUUCAGCCUGAGGACUGAUCGGCAGCCCUGAAGUCUCCCCCGUGCCUGCUAAGUGACUCCUCGCCCCGGGGAGGACGAGGAGGAGGAGAAGGAGGAGGAGGCGGCGGCAGCAGAAGCAGGACCCCGGCUGCUGCUGUGUGGAACAGUUUUCACGGACACAGCACGGACCUCCUCACCUUGUGGAUCAGGAAGAUGAUGGGCUUUCUGCGCCGGACGUUCAGCCGCCGGUCCCGGAGCCGCUUCCAGACGAGAGAGAGGGACGAGCGGGACGGUAAAGGAGGAGGAGGAGGAGGGGGAGGAGGAGGGGCAGGAGGGGUGACUGGGAACCCCCUGCUCCUGGCACAUCAGCAGCAGGUCGUACACGCGCCCGCCGUGGUCACCGGGGGAGCGGCGGUCCACAUCCCGGCGGCCGGGACGGCGAGGACCACCAUCACCUGCCGUGUCCUGCUGCUGGACGGCUCCGAUGUCAAUGUGGAUUUGCCUAGUAAAUCCAAAGGCCAGGACCUUUUUGACCAGAUCAUGUACCACAUAGAUCUGGUGGAGUCGGACUACUUUGGAUUGCAGUUCAUGGACACAGAACAAGUCUCGCACUGGCUGGAUAUGACCAAGCUUAUAAAGAAACAGAUCAGAGACGGGCCUCCUUACAGACUGUUCUUCAGGGUGAAGUUUUACUCUUCGGAGCCAAAUAACCUGCGUGAGGAAUUUACAAGGUAUCUGUUCGUGUUGCAGCUUCGACAAGAUAUUCUGUCUGGCAAAUUGAAAUGUCCGUACGAUGUCUCAGUAGAGCUGGCGGCAUAUUGUUUACAAAGUGAGCUGGGAGACUGUGAUCCCUUGGAGCACUCUCCUGAGCUGGUGUCCGAGUUUCGUUUCACUCCCAAACAGAGCGAGACCAUGGAGGCGGACAUCUUCAGCAGGUGGCUGGAUCUCAGGGGAAAGAGUCCGUCUCAAGCAGAGAUUUCUUUUCUCAACAAAUGCAAGUGGCUGGAACUUUAUGGAGUAGAUAUGCACUUUGUCAAGGGCAGAGAUGGAGGGGAAUACGCACUAGGUCUCACUCCAACUGGUAUUUUAGUAUUUGAAGGCUCCAACAAAAUCGGCCUCUUCUUUUGGCCCAAAAUCACUCGUCUGGACUUUAAAAAGAGUCGACUCACGUUGGUCGUGGUGGAGGAUGACGAUCAGGGUCGCGAGCAGGAGCACACAUUUAUGUUCCAGCUGGCCAGCUCCAAGAGCUGCAAACACCUGUGGAAGUGUGCGGUUGAGAGCCAUGCCUUCUUCCGCCUGCGCCAGCCAACCACAGGCAAGGCCAGCCGCAGCGACUUCACACGACUCGGGUCGCGCUUCAGAUUCAGCGGUAAGACAGAGUAUCAGGCCACUCACGGAGGCAGACUGAGGAGAGCCAGCACAUUCGAGCGAAGGCCAAGCAAGAGAUACCCCUCCCGCACACAGUCACUGGGCAAAGCUGCCAUUUCUCCAGCCAAGCCACACAUCAGCUCUCACGCCAGCCCUGAUCCCAGCCUACAUCCAUACCGGCACAACAUUCCUAUUGGUCAUGAGCCGUGGCACCCGCCCCACCCGGCUCUCACGCCUCCAGUUUACCUGCAGCCCUCUGGACACACGCCAUCACACAGUUUCCCUCUGAGCGGUCCUGCUUCAGACCAUCAGUUCAGUGUUGAAGAGAAUGAGACUUCGUAUUCUGGCAAGAUCCACCACCAUCACCGUCGCCACACACACAGCCAGGACACGCUCUGCCACACACACACCAAGAACAAGCGUCGAGCUCCUCCCUGCCCUGCAGAUGAGUUGGACAUUUCUCAGUCUCUGCUCAAAGCUCUGGAGUCAGACAGCGAUUCUCCUCCCUGGCCUUCGCUGCACGUCAACAUGGACAAGGGAGAGGAGAAGCAGCUGUCUGAGAAGUCUCUGCACCCUCCUGCCUCUCCGGCGAUGCUCCCUGAUCAUCUUAAGUGUAACAUCCUCAAGGCCCAGAUGGAGGCGGCUUUCAGGAAGGAAGCUCCAACAACACCCAGAGGGAAGAACUUAAAUGAGACCCUCAGUGACAGGUAUCAGAGCUCGUCGCAAGACUCGGCUGCAUCCAGUCUGACCGCAGACAAGACGCCACAUCGGCAAGACCGCAACCCAACGCCAGAGAGGCUGCAGCCCAAAGCCAACGCGAGCAGCAACCGCAGGAAACGACUGGUCAGACAGUUCAGCUUUAACCAUGAAGAUGAAGAUAAUCUCCCAGAAGCACUUGCAGCCAUCUCCUCCCAGAGUACAGGAAAGUCAGGAUCGACCAGCUCAUUGGACAAACAGAUACAGCCGUCUAUAUACCCACAGGUGGAUAAUAUGCCGUCACUGGAGCUUGGUAGUCCGUGCUGUCCCUCUCCUUUGCCUUCUCCCCAUCUCUCCCCUUCUUACUACCGUAGCUCCAUCCCUCACCUGGCCCCUUACCUUGCUGCCCAUAAUGACAGCGGAGAGGAAAUGAGGUUGGACCGAGAGAAGAUACUGAGAGCCCUCCUGAUGACGGAGCUCUGAGACCUUGACCCUUGUGACAUCACCACCAGGCGCAGCAGACCUGCUGUCAAGUGAGGAAAGUAGAGGCAGAGGAGCCAAAACCGUUCGCUGCAGUCGACAUUUGUACAUUUGCAUAAAGCAUUCAGCAGUUAUAAAUAUAUAUUUGCAUAAAAGCAAUUGUUAUAUUUGCUUAAUUGUUAUUUUAGAGGGACGGUUCUUUAUAUUCAUCAAACUGAAACUGUAAAAACUGUAAGUGAGACAGAGGAAAGUGGACUCACUGACUGACUCACACACGUUACAGACAAGCUACAGAUGUGAUUGGUGCUGCCUGCAUGAUGAAUAUGUUACAUGAUGAAAUAUUUAUCUGAUUUGCUUUGGGGUUAUGUUUAACUUUUAUGUCAUCAACACGUCAACACCGUGUCCACGUUGAUGCCUAAACUGUAUUUCAGACAGCGACUGUUGAAGCACUGAUCUCUACACUUAAAACAAACAGAGGUUGAAGUGAAACUCAAUUCACUUUCAAAUCAUUUUUUUCAAAAUGUAAAUAGACAUUGUAAUUAAUAUGCUGAUAACAGAGCAGGCGUUGUAAAUGCUUUCUUCCUUACGUCCAUUUUUAAGAUGCCAAAACAUUUGCAGCAUUUGAGUAACUUCCCGAACAGAGUGAAUUUAAAGUGAAAUGAAUCCUGACUCUGUGUAGGCGAUGUUGAGACUGGACUGGUUUGAGACUGUGCAGCUGCAGUCUCAGUGCGACCACCAGAAGGAGACAAAUCUGCAGUCACAGCUGAGCACAUUGAUCCCGCGUUACAGGUCGUGGAUCACUAUUUUUCUAUAUGCAGUUUUCAUCACAGGUCAAAAUGCAAAACUGAUCUCAGACGUCCUGUUCUUGGAAAUAAGCUCUUGUUUAAGCAUAACCCUGCUGCUCAACAACUUUACUUCAACCACAUCUGAGGCGGCUGAUGAUCAGCUGCUGUACUGUAUGUGUUGAUUGUGUUGUUCCUGCCCACGGUUGGAUCUUAAUAAAGGCCACAU